Symphalangus syndactylus (siamang) is the source of this 4732-nucleotide messenger RNA. It is a transcript of the gene FCSK, whose product is annotated as fucose kinase. Gene Ontology annotation, molecular function: fucokinase activity; ATP binding. The record is from RefSeq and is a predicted model, not a curated record. NCBI's taxonomy places the organism in Eukaryota, Metazoa, Chordata, Mammalia, Primates, Hylobatidae. Gene Ontology annotation, biological process: GDP-L-fucose salvage.
CUUCAGGAAAGCGCUGCCCCGGCCACCCACGCUGGCCUAUGCAGUGGCUCCGAGCAUGUUUUCUGCCGGGCGGGGGCUCGGCCGUGGGGGAUGCGGAGGUGAAACUACACUUCCCAGCCUGCACCGCGAGGCUCGCGCAGCCCCGCGUUAAAGAGCCCGCUCCGCCGAGCGCCGGGCGACGGCAGAGAUGGGGUUUGCCAUGUUGCUCAGGCUGGUCUCAAACUCCUGUUCUCAAGCCAUCCGCCUGCCUUGGCCUCCCAAAGUGCUGGAAUUACAGGUGUGAGCCACUGCGUCUGGCCUCUUGCUGUCUUUCAGUGCCUUUGCUUGGUACCAGAUAUCAUUAUCACUAUCAUCUGAAUAAGGAUCCAAAAGACCCAGGAAGCCCCUCCGCUUGGCCAGAAUGGAGCAGCCAAAGGGAGUUGAUUGGACAGUCAUCAUCCUGACCUGCCAGUACAAGGACAGUGUCCAGGUCUUUCAGAGAGAACUGGAAGUGCGGCAGAAGAGGGAGCAGAUCCCUGCUGGGACGCUGUUACUGGCUGUGGAGGACCCAGAGAAGCGUGUGGGCAGUGGAGGAGCCACCCUCAACGCCCUGCUGGUGGCUGCUGAACACCUGAGUGCCCGGGCAGGCUUCACUGUGGUCACAUCCGAUGUCCUGCACUCAGCCUGGAUCCUCAUUCUGCACAUGGGUCGAGACUUCCCCUUUGAUGACUGUGGCAGGGCCUUCACCUGCCUCCCUGUGGAGAACCCCGAGGCCCCCGUGGAAGCCUUGGUCUGCAACCUGGACUGCCUGCUGGACAUCAUGACCUAUCGGCUGGGCCCGGGCUCCCCACCAGGCGUGUGGGUCUGCAGCACCGACAUGCUGCUGUCUGUUCCUGCAAAUCCCGGGAUCAGCUGGGACAGCUUCCAGGGAGCCAGAGUGAUCGCCCUCCCAGGGAGCCCGGCCUACGCUCGGAAGCAUGGCGUCUACCUCACUGACCCCCAGGGCCUCGUUUUGGACAUUUACUACCAGGGCACUGAGGCAGAGAUUCAGCGGUGUGUCAGGCCUGAUGGGCGGGUGCCACUGGUCUCUGGGGUUGUCUUCUUCUCUGUGGAGACUGCUGAGCGCCUCCUAGCCACCCACGUGAGCCCGCCCCUGGAUGCCUGCACCUACCUAGGCUUGGACUCUGGAGCCCAGCCUGUCCAGCUGUGCUUCUUCCCCUUCCCCCAGCUGUCUCUGUUUUUUGACAUUCUGCACUGCAUGGCUGAGAACGUGACCAGGGAGGACUUCCUGGUGGGGAGGCCCCCAGAGUUGGGGCAAGGUGAUGCAGAUGUAGCAGGUUAUCUGCAGAGCGCCCGGGCCCAGCUGUGGAGGGAGCUUCGCGAUCAGCCCCUUACCAUGGCCUAUGUCUCCAACGGCAGCUACAGCUACAUGACCUCCUCAGCCAGUGAGUUCCUGCACAGCCUCACACUCCCCGGGGCUCCUGGGGCCCAGAUCGUGCACUCCCAGGUGGAGGAGCAGCAGCUCCUGGUGGCCGGGAGCUCUGUGGUCAGCUGCCUGCUGGAGGGCCCUGUCCGGCUGGGUCCUGGGAGCGUCCUGCAGCACUGCCACCUGCGGGGCCCCAUUCACAUAGGCGCUGGCUGCUUGGUGAGUGGCCUGGAUACAGCCCACUCCGAGGCCCUGCAUGGCCGGGAGCUGCAUGACCUUGUCCUGCAGGGACACUAUAUGAGGCUACACGGCUCCCCGGGCCACGUCUUCACCCUCGUUGGCCGUCUCGACAGCUGGGAGAGACAGGGGGCAGGCACAUAUCUCAACGUACCCUGGAAUGAAUUCUUCAAGAGAACAGGUGUUCGAGCCUGGGACCUGUGGGACCCCGACAUGCUGCCCGCAGAGUACUGCCUUCCCAGCGCCCGCCUCUUUCCUGUGCUCCACCCCUCGAGGGACCUGGGACCCCAGGACCUGCUGUGGAUGCUGGACCACCAGGAGGAUGGGGGCGAGGCCCUGCGAGCCUGGCGAGCCUCCUGGCGCCUGUCCUGGGAGCAGCUGCAGCCGUGCCUGGAUCGGGCUGCCACGCUGGCCUCUCGCCGGGACCUGUUCUUCCGCCAGGCCCUGCAUAAGGCGCGGCACGUGCUGGAGGCCCGGCAGGACCUCAGCCUGCGCCCGCUGAUCUGGGCUGCUGUCCGCGAGGGCUGCCCCGGGCCCCUGCUGGCCACGCUGGACCAGGUUGCAGCUGGGGCAGGAGACCCUGGCGUGGCGGCACGGGCACUGGCCUGUGUGGCGGACGUCCUGGGCUGCAUGGCAGAGGGCCGUGGGGGCUUGCGUAGCGGGCCAGCUGCCAACCCUGAGUGGAUGCGGCCCUUCUCAUACCUGGAGUGUGGAGACCUGGCAGCGGGCGUGGAGGCGCUUGCCCAGGAGAGGGACAAGUGGCUAAGCAGGCCAGCCUUGCUGGUGCGAGCGGCCCGCCACUACGAGGGGGCUGGGCAGAUCCUGAUCCGCCAGGCUGUGAUGUCAGCCCAGCACUUCGUUGCCACGGAGCAGGUGGAACUGCCGGGACCUGGGCAAUGGGUGGUGGCUGAGUGCCCGGCCCGUGUGGAUUUCUCUGGGGGCUGGAGUGACACGCCACCCCUUGCCUAUGAGCUUGGCGGGGCUGUGCUGGGCCUGGCUGUGCGAGUGGACGGCCGCCGGCCCAUCGGAGCCAGGGCACGCCGCAUCCCGGAGCCUGAGCUGUGGCUGGCGGUGGGACCUCGGCAGGACGAGAUGACUGUGAAGAUAGUGUGCCGGUGCCUGGCUGACCUGCGGGACUACUGCCAGCCUCAUGCCCCAGGGGCCCUGCUGAAGGCGGCCUUCAUCUGCGCGGGGAUCGUGCAUGUCCACUCGGAACUCCAGCUGAGUGAGCAGCUGCUCCGCACCUUUGGGGGCGGCUUUGAGCUGCACACCUGGUCUGAGCUGCCCCACGGCUCUGGCCUGGGCACCAGCAGCAUCCUGGCAGGCACUGCCCUGGCUGCCUUGCAGCGAGCCGCAGGCCGGGUGGUGGGCACAGAAGCCCUGAUCCACGCAGUACUGCACCUGGAGCAGGUGCUCACCACUGGUCCACCUCAGGGUGUCGGGCCCCGUCUCCAGCACACCCCUGGAAGGAAACUGCUGCAAAGGCCUGCAAAGGCCUACUGAAGCCUGACUGUGGUGUUUUCCGUCACUCUGCAGCUCAAGCCUCUCAUUUCACUGUAGUGACUCAUAUCACAUAAUCGGUAGUCAUUAGCAAAAGAAGCAGAUGUGGAAGCAUUUUCAGUUUUCUUUUGAGGUGUACCAUUCAAGUUCUGCAUUUGGCCAAUGGACAACUAUUUGUUGAGAACCCACUCUGUGGGGCCCCAGGGAUAAAAUGAGCAAAAAUAGGGUCCCUGCCCUCAAAAGCCCUGUGGUCUCCUGGAGACAGUCAUUAAUCAAUAACCACUCAGGUGCAUGUAUAUUACAAACUGUGCCAAGUGCUUUGAAGCAGAGGGGCACAGUUAAGUCUUAACAUUUCAAGACUUAGCCACUUUGCAGCCACCAGGUUUUGGCUGCAAAGUUCCAGAUGGCUCCUGUCUUUUGCAUUUCAUACUUUAAAUCCUUGCAGGCCCUUCCCUAAAUAUCAAGGGACUGUCCCAGAAGCAACUCAAGUUUUGUUAUUUUUAAUUUUUUUUUUAUUUUUGAGAUGGAGUCUAGCUCUGUCACCCAGAUUGGAGUGCAGUGGCACGAUCUCAGCUCACUGCAACCUCUACCUCCUGGGUUCAAGCGAUUCUCCUGCCUCAGCCUCCUGAGUAGCUGGGAUUACAUGUGCCUGCCACCAUGCCCAGCUAAUUUUUUGUAUUUUUAGUAGAGAUAGGGUUUCACUGUGUUGGCCAGGCUGGUCUUGAACUCCGGACCUCGUGAUCCGCCCACCUUGGCCUCCCAAAGUGCUGGGAUUACAAGCGUGAGCCACCAUGCCUGGACUAGUUUUGUUAUUUUUAUGCAGCUACAAGGAGGAAAAUGAUACAUACCUUUCAUUACUGAAGAUGGAAAGAUGUCUAAGUUAGAUAAGAGAAAAACAGAUCCUGAUGACCUUCCUUCCAACAUAAACCACCUGUCAGAAGACGGUGCAGGGAGACUCAGGCUACAGGGAAGGUGUCUGUCAGCCUCUUCUCUGACUAAAACUCCCCUAGGAGGGGCAGAGGUCAGUAUAAAAUAUGUAUUUUUUGAGACAGAGUCUCACACUGUCACCCAGGCUGGAGUGCAGUGGUGCGAUCUCAGCUCACUGCAACCUCUGCCUCAGCCUCCCCAGAAGCUGGGAUUACAGGGCACGCACCACCAUGCCUGGCUAAUUUUUGUAUUUUUGGUAGAGAUUGGAUUUCACCAUGUUGGCCAGGUUGGUCUCAAACUCCUGACCUCAAAUGAUCUGCCCGCCGCCACCGCGCCCGGCCAUAGUGUAAAAUCUUUAUCCUGCAAUGUGGUUUAUCCCAAUUCCAAUUAUACAUUAGGUCUAAAACAAAACUCAGGCCUUGGGAAUUCCAAGCUUUGCCCUAGAGUGAAGCCCAUUCCGUUGCUGGGAUUAUCCUGGGGACAGAAGCUGCAUAGCUCACUGUCCUGUGGAGUUGAGGGAAGCUAUCUUUCCACACUGGUCCCAGCAAGGGGUGCAGGGCCGGGAGCCUAGGCUGGGAGAGUGAAGCUGGGCCAGAUAGACUCCAACAGUGACAGGCCCUGGGCUCACAGGAGGUGGCUGGCAGGACCAAGUGGGUGGCCUAA